Spirodela intermedia is the source of this 1669-nucleotide messenger RNA. Lineage: Eukaryota; Viridiplantae; Streptophyta; Magnoliopsida; Alismatales; Araceae. The record is from the annotation of a GenBank genome assembly.
AUGGCAGCCUUUUCAUACCACCCCCAUCACGACCCCUUCGCCCUUGACGUCGCUGAUUUCCCUAGCGACUCUCAUUUCCACCUGCUCUUCCCGCCGACGCAGCAGCAGCAGCAUCAACAACGGCGCCAGCAAGCUGGAGACCCUGUCGUCUCUUCCUCUGCCUUCUUCCCUCGCUUCUACUGCCCCUUUGACUCUCUCGGCGCCGUUCCAGUGGAGAUGUCGACCGCCAACACCUCCACCGCUGCUACCCCGGCAAGCAGCAGCUCUCUUGAGAGCGCCAGGGUCUCCUCUCGUUCCUCCUCGGCUCAAAGGAGCGAAAGCCAGCGCGAGAAAAAGAGGAAGGAUGACCAGAAAUGCAACUCCAGCUCUUCACAACUCAAAGUGAGGGAGAUGAUCUCGUUCAGGGUUCAAUUCUCCUCCCACUUUUCCACCCAUUUACAUAAUCUGAAAUGAAUCGCCAUUUCUCUUCCUUCGUGUUUCAGAAGCGCAAGAACACAAAGCAAAAGAAAUGCAGUCGCGACGCGGAGAGCACAAAUGAGAAGAGAGCGCUCAAGGAGCCACCGACUGGGUAUAUUCAUGUGAGAGCAAGGAGAGGGCAGGCAACAGACAGCCAUAGCCUCGCUGAAAGGGUACGAUAAUCCUUGCGAAGUUGCAAUUGAAAAACCUUUUCCAUGGCCCUGGCAAUUCUCAUUUUGGGCUCUCUCUCUCUCUCUCUCUCUCUCUCUCUCUCUCUCUCCCCAUUCCCUCUCCCGUGCAGGUGAGGAGGGAGAAGAUACGAGAGAGGAUGAAAAUGUUGCAAGGUCUCGUCCCGGGAUGCGACAAGGUAAAACUGCGCAGCCAUUCCCUUUCUCUGCCUAAAUCUCUCCUCCGCCGUCUCUAAUGGCCAUCUUUCAAACGGCGAAGGUGAUCGGGAAGGCCCUCCUGCUGGACGAGAUUAUCAACUAUGUACAGUCCUUGCAGAACCAAGUAGAGGUGAGGCGAAAUGAUCCCCGAAGAGUGCGGCAUUAAACUCCCUUUUUCCUGCCUUUCCCUCUUUCCCUCUCACAAACCCCUAGCUGCUUCCUAACGAGAAUUAUGGAGACGGCCAUUGCAGUUCCUGUCGAUGAAGCUUGCUUCUUUGAAUCCUGUGUUAUACGAGCUGGGCCUCGAUUCCGACGGCUACAUGCUCUCGCCCGAGGUUGGAUCUCUAUUAGACGUCGAUCCGUUUUACCAUGAUUCAAUUAUACAUACAUAUGCAUGUGUAUGUGAAUGCUGAGAGUGAUGGAUUGAUGGCGUUAAUUCUGCAGAAGCUGGAGGAGAUGUCACUCGGGCUGCCAAAUAUUCAACAAACGGGUCCCCAUCAAGCGACUGCUUUUGCAGAUACCGCCGACAGCUGCCCUGUUCAGGACAGUUCCGUUCCAUUUCUACUGCAUGAGGAGGGCCCCGCCCCCUUCCAUCAGGUUUUCUUUCUUCAUAAAGUGUCACUGACAGAGGAACUCAUUGCAAAUGAUGAUGAUAAUAAUAAGUUAAUACAUAAUGCGUGGCCUGAUAGAGAUCAUUUAGAUGACACCGAGUUUAUGCACGUCAUUUCCAGGGUAAUGGCGGCAACUUUGUGGUGCAACUUGACCAUAAUAGAGAGAGUCUCUUCAAUCAAGUCGACUUCAACAGCGUUCCUUCUUCCUACCACUAA